GAGCAGAAGAACGGCCCCGAUUGCGGGAGAAAUCGUUAAGCUGCAUUUAACGGGAAAACAAAAGAGUGACGGGCUCUGGGGAAAGCGAAUUGUCAGCGCGGAUAUUUGGAGGAAACGCCUGACAUCUGUUUUUUCCCCAUCUCUCUUAUUCAAGAGUUUAUCCAAGAACUUGCAGUGGAGAGGUAAAGAUUUUUCCCCCCAUUUGCAGGUCAGAAAGAAGCCAAUCAAAUUCAGCAAAGUUUUGAAGAAGAAUCGUGCAUUUUAUCUCUCUUUUUUCAGCUUUUCGUUUUGUCAGGAUGACUGACAAGAAGAUAGGAAGUCCAGGGAUGACCAUCUUCAGGCCAUGUCGAGUGGUCGCUGCAGUUGCUUUGAUUUUGAUUAUACUUGGGGGUUUGGGAGCCGCCAUCUGGGCCCUCGUCACAUAUCUUAGAACAACAGAAGAUACAGGAUUAUUUGAUGUACAGGUAAAUGCAGCAGAUCAGAGGCUUCGAGUGUUUGACUCCACCCAGUGGAGGUGGAGACAUGUCUGUUCAUCCAGCGCCAACCAGCUCAUCGCCAAUAUCAGCUGUGAGGAAAUGGGCUUUGUCAGAGCAGUAAAUUUCUCAGUGACCUGUGCUCCUGAUAAUGGCGGUGACCAGGAUUUUUUCUGUGUGAAAGAGAGUGAAUUAACAUAUGGGAAAAAGAUUAAAACAGCCCUCUAUCCUUGUAAAUGUGACAAAGGUCAGAUUCUUGAGGUCAUUUGUCAAGACUGUGGUCGUCGCAUGCUGCCUGAAGAACGGAUUGUUGGGGGAGAAGAUGCUCGACAGGGUUCGUGGCCAUGGCAGGUCAGCUUACAGUAUGACGGAGUUCACCAGUGUGGUGGAUCCAUCAUUUCAGACCGCUGGAUUGUCAGUGCAGCUCACUGCUUUCCUGAGAGGUAUCGCCAUGUGUCACGCUGGCGGGUUCUAAUGGGCUCUAUCUAUAACACCCCCAUCCGUAAGAACGUUGUGAUUGCUGAGGUGAAGACAGUUGUUUACCACAGCAGCUACCUGCCCUUUGUUGACGCCAACAUUGAUGACAACAGUCGUGAUAUUGCAGUCCUUGCACUGACAAAACCUCUGCCGUUCACGGAUUAUAUUCAACCAGUGUGUCUGCCGACAUAUGGCCAGCGGUUGGCGGAUGGGCAGAUGGGUACAGUAACUGGCUGGGGUAACGUGGAGUAUUAUGGCACUCAAGCCAAUGUCCUCCAGGAAGCUAAUGUGCCCAUCAUCAGUGAGGCUGUGUGUAAUGGCCCUGAUUACUAUGACAACCAGGUCACAACCACCAUGUUCUGUGCUGGCUAUGAGAAGGGAGGAACCGAUUCCUGCCAGGGAGACAGUGGUGGUCCUUUUGUUGCAGCAGAUGUCCUCUCUAAGACCAGUCGCUAUCGUUUGCUUGGGGUGGUGAGCUGGGGCACAGGAUGCGCCAUGGCCAAGAAGCCUGGCGUCUACACACGUGUGUCACGUUUUCUACCCUGGAUAUCUACAGCCAUGAGGAUGUAUGAGAAUUCCCCAGGAGUGCACAAAAUGGCCCGGGCCGUUACGCCGUAGCCAUUCAGAGUGGAGAAAUGUUUUAUAUCAGACUGAAAUAUUCCACGUUGAGGUCAGGUUUGUUGCGUCAGACGUCUUUUGUUGAUCAGACGAAAAUCAGCUGUUCUGUGUUGAUCAGCCUGUCUCAUGGACAACUGCUGAAUAUCUUUCACAUUAUCUGACUCAAGAAGGCCAAGAACAAUUGUCAAUGCUGUACUAUGGGUUCAAAAUGUUUGUGGACACCUCUUGAUUUCUUUGAAAAUCGGUCACCAAAAGAUCAAUCUAAUCACCAAGUCAAAUGUGCAAUGUUGGCUCGACCUCAAAAGCAACCUAUACAUAGCUUAUAAAAGUGUAUGUCUACAAAAGGUAUAGAUAUUUUAUAUUACACUAUAUAUUUAAAUAUACAGUAAAUACAAGGAUAUUUUAUAUCCUACUUUAUUUCAGGUUUGUACAGAGUGUAGGUUAACAAGAAAAACAAUUAAGGUCAUAAGUUAGAUUGCAAAAAAUUGCAAAAUGCAAGUAACAGUUGCAGAAAUGUUUUAGGGAUUCGAUCAUAUGUUUAUUAAUGCAUUUACAACAAUGCAUUUUUUACAAAUCUCAUAAUUAAAGUAAUAAAAGGCUGUACAAACAAAUAUAGUUUUUUUGUAAACAGCACAAUCAUUAAUAUGACAAAGACUCACAUCUAAAAUUUCUGACAUACAGUAUUUAUCAAAAUUGUGUUUACUAGUUGUUACACAGGUGCUGUAUGCUACAUAAACAACAACAACAACAACAAAAAACAUCAUAAAGUAAAUACAGUAAUUCAAAUCUUAUUUGUACAGUAGUAUUUUAUUUCUCAUGACUUCAUACAUAAACAGAAUAGCAUGAAUAAUACAGGUUUCUGUGACAUGUGCCAUGAUUAAACAUGUACAAGUAAAUAUAAGUUUUACUCAUUUAAAUUCUUUUAAUAUGGCCAAAACAUAUUUGAAAAUGUUUAAUAAAGUUACACCUUUUUAACAUGUAUUUUUAUUUUAUUUUUACUUAUUUUCUUAUGUUUUCUCAAAGGAUAAGAUGGGCAUUGAUAUGUCUGGAUAACAAGCACUAAUGUAAAGAUACAAACCUAAGGCUGGUUUAAAAAGUAGUAUGGAUAAGCUCACUAAGUAUUUCUGUGGCAGCCAGUAUUGUAUUGUUGUCAUUGUUGUAAAUACAAAUAGCUUCUUUAUUAUGCAAUGCACUGUGUAAUUCAAAUUGAUGUCUAAUUUUAUUUUAAAUUGCUAUAUUGUCAUCCAUAUUUUUUGCUAUAUGUAGCUUUGAUAUUUUUCAGUAAAUUGAUUGCUCUUCAGGCGUAACGAAUAAACACAGCACAAUCAAACUUUUUCACUUUUAGUCUAUAUAUAUAUAAGUUUGAUUGCUUCUGUGUUUAUUUGUUACGCUUGAAGGGCAAUCAAAUUACUGAAAAAUGUCAAAGUAUAUAUAUAUAUAUAUAUAUAUAUAUACAUAUAAUGCAUUUUUUGAAAAAAAUUCAUAUUUUUGUACAAUACAGAAAUUCUGACCUUUGACAAAUAAAGUAAACUGAAUGUUUUACUAUUAAAUGCUGAAAUAAAGACAUACACAUCUGGGAUGGCAUGAGGGGGUCAGUAACUGAUGAGAGAAUUUUCAUUUUUGGGUGAACUAUCCCUUUAAUGAGCACACAAUUUUUCAUAGUAAUGGCCUGUUACUAUGCCAUUAUUACCUUGGUUAAUGACGGUAUUGUGUGAGCCACGUAAAACUGUGCAUUCUUUCAUAUUUUAAGAAACAGAAGCCUAGUCAAAUAAAAUGGCAAUAUGAUUGGCCAACUGUCUUUUUACAUGGAUAUAUCAGAUUAUAAUCCACUUUGUAAAAAAAAAAAAAAAAAAAAAAAAAAUAAAAAAUUCAUGUAUCUUAAAAAAUAUAAUAAUAAUAAUAAUAAUAAUAAUAAUAAUAAUAAUAAUAAUAAUGGUAGCUGUAGUUGCCCAAAAUGCACUGUAAAAAAACAGUCACAAUAUUUCAGCCAUAAUUUGAUGCCUGUAUAUUUUAUAGUUCAACUGGAGCCUAAAUAUCAUUAACCAGUAAAAUGUUAAAAUGCCAACUUAAACUGCUUUGUAAAUAUACUGCUACACCUCAUAAUAAUACAGGUGUUAUAACAGAAGGCCACUUGAUGACUUAAAGUUUCAUUUCCUUAAAACAUGGCUAAUCAUUAUUAGCUACAGAUUAGAGCUCAGUGUUACAAAGAUAAAACACCAUCAGGUUAACACACAACACUAAAAUUAUGCGAAAUACUUUAAUUAAACUUAAAAUGUAACAUAAAACACAUGUCCAUAUAUGACUGAAAACAAAAUAAGAAACAAUGUGACUAUUUACAUGCAAUAUAAUCAAAUGUGAUGUGUCACACAGGGACUUCUGGGAACAUCCAUUUUUCCCAGUAUUUCACCAUAAACUACAAUGUGUAAUGUAGCAUGAAUUGUGUUGUUAAAUCUAGUAUCAUUUUAAACAGUACUGCCCUCCAAAGUCAAAACACAUUAACUGAGCCAACACUGUAACAACUGAAAGAAAAAUCGCUUUAAAUGUUUUGACUGACCAGCCAAAUAUGCAUUAUAAAUUAUUAUCUGGAGAAAGAAAAAAGAAGCCUA
Molecule: messenger RNA, 4174 nt
Organism: Myxocyprinus asiaticus (Chinese sucker)
Lineage: Eukaryota; Metazoa; Chordata; Actinopteri; Cypriniformes; Catostomidae
Product: serine protease hepsin-like
Exons: 13
Coding region: 297-1568 (423 amino acids)
Biological process (GO): proteolysis
Cellular component (GO): membrane
Molecular function (GO): serine-type exopeptidase activity; serine-type endopeptidase activity
Source: RefSeq, a predicted model, not a curated record